This is a messenger RNA of Racocetra persica, 302 nucleotides long. NCBI's taxonomy places the organism in Eukaryota, Fungi, Glomeromycota, Glomeromycetes, Diversisporales, Gigasporaceae. The record is from the annotation of a GenBank genome assembly.
GUACGCGUGUAUAGUCCCCACGAACAUCCUGAGACUCACGAAAAAAAUAAUGUAUUCAGAUGAUUUGCCUCAUAGCCAAAUUGUUACUCCUCCUUCGGUGAGAGUAAAGUUGAAUCCUGCAUUUAUUCCACUUGAACUUCGCGCAACAUCGACCGUUAAGCCUGAAACAUGUUACGAUAAGGCCAGAGCGAUGUUACAACUUGAAGAGGUGCCUGAUCAUUUGCCCUGCCGUGAGAGGGAAUACAAGCAGAUUUAUGACAAGGUAAAAUCUGCAAUCGAAGAAUUUUCAGGACAUCGAAUUU